CUCAGUACGGUCCCUAGAAUCUCAGAACGUCUUCGGAUGUUGGCGUUCAUUCUCAAAGAUGGUCAAAAUAAUGUUAGCGAGCAGCGCUGGCGACCGUAGGCGUUCUAACGCACCUUGAAAGACACGACUCCUCGCUUCUGACUGACUGCAUUGCCAAGGUGUGAUGGCAGUGGGCCCACUAGUGUCUGAGGUGUGCUUCACAUUUGUGCUGGCAGCCGUGCUGUUACACCGGUAUGGCAACUUCAGCCAGCAUCCGCUGCUUGUCACAGUCAGUGUGUUCGUGGCCUGGUACUUCUCCUUCACCAUCAUCUUCAUUCUGCCCCUGGACGUGUCCACGACGGCCUACCGACAAUGCCUGUACGAUGUCCUCGACUCCAGCCCAGUGGCCAGCAACAGCACAGGGCCCAGCAACAGCAGCCCUCCUCUCCAGGCGGUCUGCGUGCGUCCCUGGAGUUUUGUCCCAGAAGGGGUCCUGCAGAGCCUUUGGCGUGUUGUCUACUGGACGUCCCAAGCCUUGACCUGGUUGAUCCUGCCGCUUAUGCAGUCCUACUCCACGGCUGGGGAGUUCACCGUUGCUGGCAAAUUGCGGCGUGCCCUGAUUGAGAAUGCCAUCUACUAUGGCAGCUACCUGCUCAUUUUUGGCGUGCUGCUCGUCUACCUGGCCCUGCAGCCAGGCAUGAACCUGGACGCGGCCAAGCUGAAGGUGGUGUGUGUCAGUGCGAGCAACACGUGGGGCCUCUUCCUGCUCGUGUUGCUGCUGGGCCACGGGUUGGUGGAGGUGCCGCGCAGCCUGUGGCACAGGGCACAGCCAGGACACGCCCUCUGCCACACCUACUUCCGGGCAGCAAAACUCAGCCUGGAAAGGGCCGAGGCACAGGAGCGCCUGGAUGACUUGCUACAGGAAAUCCAGCAAGUGUCAAGCAGCUUAAGCUCGGCCCAUCUGCAGCACCACAUGGAUGUCAUCCUGGCUAAGCUACCAGAGGGCAGCAAGGUUGGUGGCCGGCAGCGGAUCAACUCCGAGAUGGACGUCCUCUCGGGCUCGGCCGUCACGGAGCGUAGCCUCGUUCGAUUGCAUCAACAGGUGAUCCGAGCCCUGCAACACCACAACCGCACCAAUUGCCAGUGGCGUCUGCUGGUGGAGCAGGCACUGCACCUCGAGGAUGUGGCACGCAAUGCCGAGGCAGGGGAGCGUCGCUUGCGCUCCCCAACCCUGCUGGCUUCUUGGUGUGGACCCACUGUCGAGUGGUACUGGCUGUGCCGGGUGCGUGGUCACUGCCUGCGGGCCCUGUCUCUCCUGCUGGGCCUGUGGAGUGCGGCAGUGGUGUGGAGUGAGAUGACCUUCUUCAUCCGCUCUCCCAUGGUGUCCCUCUUCGGGCUGUUCCACCGGGCAGCCGAACGGCGGCACGACUACCUCGCCAUUGAGGUGAUGAGUAUUGUGACCCUGGGCUACCUGUGCGUAUGCGCCUACUACACGGUGUUCCGGGUGCGGGUGCUCAACUACUACUACUUGGCGCCUCACCACUUGACAGACGCGUACAGCCUGGUCUUUGCGGGUAUGCUGCUGUGCCGGCUCACACCACCACUGUGUCUCAACUUCCUCGGUCUGCUGCACCUGGACACCCACGUCUCUUCCGAGGCACACCGCAUCGAGACCGCCUACACCGAGAUCAUGGGUCACCUGGACCUCAUUCCGAUUGUGGCGCGGGGCUUCAACCUGUACUUCCCGACGCUCAUUUGCGUGCUUUGCCUGGCCACCUGGUGGCACCUGGGCAGCCGACUGCUCCACUGCCUCGGCUUUGAGCAGUUCCUCACCGACGAUGAGCUUACGGGCGACCUUGUCAACGAGGGAAGGGACCUCAUCAAGCGAGAGCGUGGACGACGCCAGAGGGCUGCAGACCAGCGACGGAGGCCUCCCAGGCAGCCACCGGCAGACGAGCUGGGUGCCCUGACCCGCUCUGGCUCGGAGGAGAGUGCACGCACCGAGUUGCUGCGAGGAGUGGAGCCACUGGCCGGCUACACAGCUCCACGGGCAGCCGAGCAUGCCUUCUCGUCACCACCCAGAGGCCUCUUCGAUGAUGUCUGAGGGCUCUUUUUCUUAUCAUUCCUCGAAAGAUAAGGUGUCACCUUUUCAAGCAGCUAGCAUGCAGAGUAGAUAGUAACGAGAUUUCCAUGCCUGAUGUCACUGAUGUUAGCAUUCAACAGAACACUUGUUUAGGAUAUCAGAUAGCUGAGCUAGUCGGUACGUAUUCGUGCUAAAAGACUGGCCAUGCAAACACAACAGAGAAGUCGGCGUCUGUAGUGUCCUUGUUUGUGUCCGUGUUUGUACGCAUAGUCUUUUAGCAAGAACACUUGGGUUCUGCAGCGUGACAGCAGAUCCAUGGUUUUGGAAGUAUGGCCAUUUUCUUUGCUUGCUCUAAGAAAUAACUUGGUUUGUAGUGAAGACAAAUGCGGAGGCCAGUUCCAAGCCCGAUAUAUUUGGUAGCGCAGUUUCACUGGCCCUGAGAUUGUGCAGCACAAGUGUCUAUCAUGGCUUCUUAUGCCAGCACUUGUUUGCGCUACUUUUCUUUAGUGGCACAGGCAUUGAAGAUGUUGCAGUAUGAAUGCACCCUCUCCAAAUUGGGGCGAUGCCAGGAAGCCCAACAAUGGUGUGCACCUUCUGUGGUACUGUGAAGCUGUUUUUCAGAGGCCUGUUUGCUGUGCUUUGUGUGCAACAGCAAAGCCCCAGCUGGGACUAGCUGCGCAUCUUCUCAACCGAACGAUAGUGGGCAUAAUAUUACACCAUACAGUGGAAGGUAUUUGUGACCAUGGGCAAUGUUUUGAAAAGCAUAUGUCAACAUUUGUUUUCACUACUGGUUUACCUACCAGGACAGUGGUUCAGACUGAGUUUUUCACAUCACCAUUUUAAUGAGAGGGCUCAUUUUUAGGCACCUGCAAAAGAGGACCCCUUGUGCAACACCAGCAUUUAAGGAAAAUCAAAUGAGUAGGGCAAAUAACACAACUAGUGUAAUGUGCAGUGGUGUCUGUGUAUGUGGCUUGUGUUAUCUCCACAACAGUGCUGUUGUGGCCCAAGCAGAAAGAACCUACUAUCCCCCAUAUUCUCAAACGAGCCUCGACUCGAAUUUUGUCCUUCACUUGACCGAGUUGAGCACAGUGCCGCUGCUCGACCGAAAAUGACGCCGCACUUCUCAAGAAUCGCUGCAGGUUAUCGCUGAUAUGCAGUGACUUGUUCUGCCUAGAGAGAGACGGGACGUCCUAGAAUAUGGGCUGUGUAUAGGAGGGGAUAUUGGUUGAUCUUCGUUGAGGGAAGACAUAAUUUGACAUCUGUGGACAUUCUGAUGUUUCACCCUUGUUCACCAGCCUCAUUCGCUACAAAUUAGUUUCAACAUGGCGGUUAGGAAACAUGCAAGGAAAAUGUUUGUGGUGUCCUGACUUCUUUCUUGUGUCCGUGUUUGCACGCCCUAUCUUUUUAGAAUGAAUACUUACCAACUAGCUCAGCUCUCUGUUAUUCUAAGGAAAAUGCAUGACCACAUUGUUGUGCACUGAACAUUCUGUUUUUGCCCCUUGCAAGUGGCUUUUUUCUUUACAUGUUGUUAAACUUUUGUCAAAUUUUUUCAUGAUGGUCGUGAAUGUGCUGUUGUAAAACUCCUACACACAGCUCCUUUGAAUGCUUGUGUAAUGAUUAGUGAGGCCACACUGUGGAGCAAUACUGUAUUUACUUGAAUAUAAUGUGCUCUCAAAUCUAACGCACACCCAGUUUUUCCGGGUUCAGAAUAAAAAUACACCUGAAUGUAUUUUUACGAGAUUUAAAAUUAAAAAAAAUUACAUGCGACUAGGUUGAAAAUUAGAAGGAAGAAUGAGACAAGCCCAAUGCACCUUCAUAGAAUGGGAAAUUUGUGGUACAUUUGGGUAGUUGGUUCAGAGCCCUCUGGAGGCUCUCCAAAAUUUAUGUAAAAUAGCAACUAGGUAUUGUUGCUAAAAUAAGUGGGCCAAUACGUAAUAAGGAAGGAGGAACAUGACUUGCAUACUUGCCUGUUUUCUAGUAGCACACGUUCGGGGUCUAGGUGCUGCAUCCUCUCAGAAAGGGAGGAACACAGCACAUAGACAGAGACUUUGUUAAAAGGCUAGGUCACUGACCAAUGUCGAAACAAAAUAAAAUGACGUACGGAUCCCUUGUACACAAUGGAAUGACGGCUAGGCAGCAGGUUCUUAAGUAGCAUUGAGUUGUUUCUUAAGUAGUGUUCAAUGCCUCAAGCGUUGAGCGUCCGCUUCCAGUGCGGGAGGUACCAGGUUCGAUUCCCAGUGCCGACCGAAAACCCACUGGUUUUUGCUAAAGGUAGAGCAGUACACCGACCUGGCACUCGGUUGUUUCUGGGUACUCAUCUCGAAAGGUGGCCUUAUAAGGUUCUGUAAAGGCCCCUAAGCGCACCUUAACUCACCACAGCCUUGGCGAAAUAGUGAGAGGCAGAGAAUUGCUGUCUCCGCGUACCUACCGGUAAAAUACUAGGGACAAGCGCACUUCUGGCCUGGUGCUCGGCAGAACGAAGUUCGUAGUUGCUUGGGAAGGCACCCACCCUGUGGGAAUGGCGGCAUGAGACCGCCAGACCUAAAAAUAAUGUCAACCUCUUUUUUUUGCUGGUCCCUUCUGGAUGCGCCUCAAUUGCAUGCCAAUACAAGGUCCAUUACCUUGACAAGCUGAGUCUGCACAAAGCUGCUGUUCGAGGUCUGGAUAUUUUUCCAUUGGGCUACAUUUAGCUGAUCUCGUGAGUGGCCUUCAUCUCCUUCCUUUGUUUCACAGUCACAGGUUCUCGGGCGGGCAGAAAAGAUCAGAUGCACACAUUUUCAGCGGAAAAAUGUACUUUCCUUGCACAUGAGCUUUCAUAAGGAAAGCGGCACGUCGCCAUUUUCACAUCGUGGGGAACAGCUACGACACAAGCAGGUGGUGCAGUUGCGAAAGGUCGAUUCCACGAAAGAUCGAAAAACGGUGUAUAUUUGAUGUUUCCGAUUUUCCUGAUAAUUUUGUAUGUUGUGCACAUAUGACUGCACAGCACGAAA
This is a messenger RNA of Rhipicephalus sanguineus (brown dog tick), 5052 nucleotides long. Its product is annotated as G-protein coupled receptor-associated protein LMBRD2B. The record is from RefSeq and is a predicted model, not a curated record. Lineage: Eukaryota; Metazoa; Arthropoda; Arachnida; Ixodida; Ixodidae. The coding region runs from base 164 to 2083 and encodes 639 amino acids. The transcript has 14 exons. Gene Ontology annotation, cellular component: membrane.